Molecule: messenger RNA, 1350 nt
Organism: Saxophila tyrrhenica
Lineage: Eukaryota; Fungi; Ascomycota; Dothideomycetes; Mycosphaerellales; Extremaceae
Exons: 2
Coding region: 1-1350 (449 amino acids)
Molecular function (GO): FAD binding
Source: RefSeq, a predicted model, not a curated record
AUGGCAGCAAGCACCUUCAAAGUCAUUGUUGUCGGCGGCGGCCCGGUCGGACUGGUCGCCGCCCAUGCUCUCACCAAAGCAGGCAUCGACUUCACCCUCCUGGAGCGACGACCGCACGUUGUGAUUGACGCCGGCUCGAACUUGGUCCUGACACCCGUCGGCAUUCCUGCACUGGGUCAGCUGAAUCUUCGCGCGCCUCUCGACGCUGUCAGCUCGCCACUGGGCCGCAUCGACCGCAUGGAUCACGAGGGAAACGAUCUCGGCGACGUGCAGCUGUUCAGCAUGAUGAAAGAGCUCAUCGGCAUUGCGCCAAGGGUUAUCAGCAGACAUGACUUGACCAGAGUGCUUUACGACACACUUCCAUCUGAGGCUCAAAAGAAGAUCUUUGGGAAUAAGAAGCUUUCGGACAUCACCUCCACACCAACCGGAGUGAUAGCUACUUGCGCAGAUGGCACCUCGUACGAGGGAUCCCUGGUCGUCGGUACCGAUGGUGCACACAGCCUUGUGCGCGACAUCAUGAGGAAGCUGGCUCUUCAGAAUGGCCCAUCCGAGCAGGUCAAUGCCGAACAUCCUUUCCUGACAACAUACCGAUGCCUGUGGCUACGCUUCCAAAGACCAGCAAAUGUCCCAGAAGGUGUCACUUGCGAGACGCACGGCCCCGGCCUUGCAACACAGCUUUUCACUGGUGAGGACUCGGCAGUGGCUGCAAUCUACGAGACGAUGGAAAAGCCAACGACAGAGCGCCCACGUUACACCCGAGCAGACCAAGACGCACUCAUUGAGCGCUGGGGCCACAUCCCCAUCAUUGCUGGUGAGGGCAAGCUCACCCUUCGCGAGGCAUACAACUCACGACAAGAGUCCGGCCUCGUCAGCUUGGAAGAAGGUGUCGCCGAGCACUGGAGCUGGAAUGGUCGCGUUGUCUUGGCGGGUGACUCAGCCCACAAAUUCACUCCAUCGACGGGUGCAGGCUGCAACCAUGGUAUUCUCGACAUCGCUGCCCUCGUACAGCAACUGAACGCCAUCUGCUCAAAGGCUCCGAACGCAUCGCCAUCAAGGGAAGCGAUUGACUCCGCCCUUCAGGCCUACCAAGAAAAACGCCGCAACACCAUCGUCGCCGAGUGCGAUAGGUCAAGCAAGGCCACCGCAGCAGCGACAUGGCAGAACGGCGUCUUCAAGUUCGUGGACAAGUACGUUAUGCCUCGAAAUGCGGUCACCAGGUUCUUCAUCGGUCAGGCGGCGAAAGGGGCUGCACGCAAUCCAUCCCCGAACUUCAACUUUGGCUCCAGCGAGGUGCAACUUGGUAAGAAGGAGGCUUGGACGGCAUCUCCUGUGAUGGUGCGAGCUCACUAG